Rubroshorea leprosula is the source of this 1274-nucleotide messenger RNA. NCBI's taxonomy places the organism in Eukaryota, Viridiplantae, Streptophyta, Magnoliopsida, Malvales, Dipterocarpaceae. The record is from the annotation of a GenBank genome assembly.
AGUAAUUCGAUUUUAUCUUUCUCCCAAAAGAAAAGAAAACCCUAGUUCUCCUUCGGCAUUCUCCUUCCAACUCCUAUUCUCUGAAUUUAGUUUUCCUCAACUCCAAUCAGCCAGCCUCCUCUAAGACAUCCUGAAAAUCCUGACCCCAGAGAGAUGUUCAUUGUCCGAUAUUGGUUUUACAGAUCGCAUGAUACCGAACCAAAGAGCAGAUCAAUUAAUCCAUUUCUCCGUCAGAUCUAACCAAGAGGUUAGAUCUAACUGAUGUGGUCUGCAUGCUAAGGACAGAUCUGAAGCAGUUUCACGACAUUUGUGAAAAUUAAUCUCUGUUUCAAGACUUUCAGAUCUUCAUUGAUAUCUGGUUGUCCGAGUAUUGGGGCAAUAGUAGACACAGCUUUUCAUCACCAUACCCCUUCAGCUUGAUGAUGUUUUGAUGGCAGAAUAGUUCCAAGUACUUCUUCUCGGCCUGCCAUAUAAUUUCUUUUUAGAAACAAGUAUUUGCAUGUUAGCUUCACCAAUUGUGCUAAGGAAUUUAUAGCUUUGAGUGGGGAUAAAAUUUGAUUUACGUUGUACUGUGCCUGUGCCUGGUUAGUUGAUGAAUACUUCUUCACUACCUUUCCCUUAUGUUUUCCAUGAGCUGCAUACACUUCUGCAAAGCCUCCUUGACCAAUUUUGUUUUUCCAUUUUCUUGUAAUGCUUCUCCAAAAAUUCUCCUUAUAUUUCUUUGCUGGUUUCUCUGUUAUGGUACAACAUUGGAAAUAGAUAGAGUAGUGCAAAAGCUAAAGAAAUGACUAUAUAAUUAUAAACACUAAGUAAAUGGGCUACUCCCAAGUCGAAAGUAAUGCAUAAAUUGAAGAAUUUAGCUGUUUUUUUACCGAUCACAGGUGCUUUUCCUUUGGCACUUCGUUGAUUCAUUGUGGGCAGCUUAGCUGAUUCCUUUUCCGGCAACUCUCCCUCCUCUGCCGAUGAAAAGAAGUAGAAACCCCUUUGCAGGUCUAGGGUAAAUUUGAUUUUAUGGAGUUUCCAUUAGUACCCUUUGUUCCAACAAAUUUAAAUGUAGUAAAAACUUGAUAUUUUUUCAUCAUUUUUAAAAUUAUUUUGAAGCAAAUGUAUUUAGGUAGAAAUGGAUAUCAUUUCUAAAUUUGUGCCUUUUAAAACUAUGAGUGUGUUUGGUUUUGGUUAGUUUUAUUGAAGCUAUACGUUAUAUUUGUUAAGUAGCUACUACUGGAAAUAUCAACAUAUAAUUUCAAGGGUUGAAAUUAAUUAGGAAAAGUGUU